This is a messenger RNA of Dichomitus squalens LYAD-421 SS1, 1888 nucleotides long. Its product is annotated as cyclin-L1. The record is from RefSeq and is a predicted model, not a curated record. Gene Ontology annotation, cellular component: nucleus. The transcript has 8 exons. Lineage: Eukaryota; Fungi; Basidiomycota; Agaricomycetes; Polyporales; Polyporaceae. Gene Ontology annotation, biological process: regulation of transcription by RNA polymerase II. The coding region runs from base 72 to 947 and encodes 291 amino acids. Gene Ontology annotation, molecular function: cyclin-dependent protein serine/threonine kinase regulator activity.
CCCUCCUUUCCGCUUGGCAGGCUUGUACCCUUCCCUCGUCGUUGCUUGCCUAUCUGGACGCACUUGUGUAGAUGUCUACUGCAUUGUACCCUUUGGCAUCGCUUGUGCAGAUCGAGAAGACACCGUCGAGGGAAGAUGGUAUCCCCGAGGAGUUAGAAUUGGACCUACGGGCGCAUGGGUGCAAGUUGAUCCAUGAGGCCGGCAUUCUUCUCAAACAAAAACAAGUGGCCGUAGCCACCGCUCAGAUCCUAUUCCAGAGGUUUUGGUAUGUUACCUCCAUGAAACAAUUUGGAAUCGGGGAUAUCGGUAUGGGUGCGCUCUACCUUGCAUCCAAGCUGGAGGAGUGCCCCAUCCGUAUGCGGGACCUCAUCAACGUCUACGACGAGCUUCUUCGGCGCGACGCUCACAGGCUCAAGUACUCAACCGGACCUUCCUCCUCUUCGGCGCACGAAUUCAAAUACAUUCCGAUGUCCUACUUUGGGUCCACGUUCUACGACCUGAAGGACGCGCUGGUCGUCGCGGAGAUGCAGAUCUUGAAGCGGCUCGGCUUCAAUGUCAACGUUGUUCUUCCUUACGGCACCCUUGUGAACUAUCUCCGUCUACUAGGACUCACGGAGCGGGAAGACGUGCCCAGCAAAGCAUGGGGUUACCUCAACGAUGCGUUGCAAACACCAGUAUAUGCACUGUAUGCCGUCCCAACGAUCGUCAGUGCGGCGAUCAUGCUGGCGACCAGACAACUCGGGAUUGCCCUUCCUUCCUCGCCAGAAAGCUGCUGGUGGGAGCUCUUCGACGCUGAUUGGGAAGACGUUUGGAGCGUCGCUGGAUACAUCAUGCGAUUAUACCGGGAAAGGACACCUGAGGACCACGCACGAGUCUUGAGCAUGGUAACAAAGAAAGGCGUGCGUUCAUGGCUAGAAGACCAAAAGCCCGCCGUUCUAUUACCCUAGUCAGUGACUUAAGCCCCCUUCCUGUCGUUGUGAUUGCUCUCGAUGCAGUUUCCCGUUGCAUUUCAUCCCUUUCGGUUGUGAUCUAUGAAACAUUACAGCAUGAUCAUUACCCCCCACUCCGAGGUGGCGUAUCGUAACAGCUGUACAACUGACCGCACCUGGGAGAGGGCAAGUACUACGAUACCAUUCCCGGACGAUCGUCAGAAACAAGAGGAUAUGAAGUGAAUGAGACGAGUCCAACAUCAUAUGCUGUAAGCAUAGCAACCCCGACUGCGUUCUACUCGACAGCCUCCACACUGCAAGAACAUACGCAGCUGCGCAACACCACAGAACGUACCAACCAGCCGCUCAGCAGCAGCCACCGCCUUGCUGCUGUUGGACGGUCUGGCCUGGAGUGAUCGUUGUUGACUUUCCGGUGCCAGUCGCGGUCGUAGUGGAGCCCAUGCGGUCCUUGAUCUGCUUAGCCAUCGUCAAGAACGCCUGCUCGACGUUGGUGGCGUUCUUCGCUGAUGUCUCGAGGAAGGGAAUUCCGAGCUGGUCGGCAAAUUCCUUGGCGACGCUGUACUCCACGACCUUCUUGCUAGUCAGGUCGGACUUGUUGCCGACAAGCAGCUUGUUGACGCCCUCCGAGGCGUAUCUAUCGAUCUCCUGAAGCCACUGCUUGACGUUCGUGAAGGUGUCGUUAUCGGUCACGUCGUAAACAACAAUGAUACCGUGCGCGCCACGGUAGUAGGACGAGGUGAUAGUGCGGAAGCGUUCUUGACCUGCGGUAUCCCACUAUGUGCACCAGAAAGGACAAGAAUGUCAGAUGAAAGUCUUCGUUUAUGUAUUGCAGAAGGACAGUAUGCCAGGGUCUUUCCGAGGCUGCCGCUCGAUGUUCAAAGUCGGACCACGAAGCCAAGCCGGUCAAGCGCAUGGCAAACAGCGCUCCCCAUCCUGGC